Gekko japonicus is the source of this 522-nucleotide messenger RNA. RefSeq names its product ras-related protein Rab-38-like. Gene Ontology annotation, molecular function: GTPase activity; GTP binding. The transcript is spliced from 2 exons. The record is from RefSeq and is a predicted model, not a curated record. NCBI's taxonomy places the organism in Eukaryota, Metazoa, Chordata, Lepidosauria, Squamata, Gekkonidae. The coding region runs from base 16 to 429 and encodes 137 amino acids. Gene Ontology annotation, biological process: endosome to lysosome transport; phagosome-lysosome fusion. Gene Ontology annotation, cellular component: phagocytic vesicle; late endosome; lysosome.
GAAAGGUUCGGCAACAUGACCCGGGUGUAUUAUCGAGAGGCGAUGGGAGCGUUUAUCGUCUUCGACGUGACGAGGCCGGCGACUUUUGAAGCGGUUACCAAAUGGAAAGAGGAUUUAGACACUAAGCUGACUCUCCCCAAUGGCAAUCCCGUGCCGACGGUUCUCUUGGCAAACAAAUGCGAUCAGGGCAAAGAGCUCCUUGUGAACAACGGCAUGAAGAUAGAGCAGUUUUGCACGGAGAAUGGCUUCGUGGGAUGGUUUGAAACUUCGGCAAAGGAAAACAUAAACAUCGAUGAAGCUUCCAGGUGUUUGGUGAAACAUAUCAUCGCUAGUGAGAGUGACCCAAUGCAGCCCGUCGAACCGGAUGUCAUUCAACCCCACUUGAAUUCCUCCAAGCUCGCCAGCUGUUCAGCUUGCUUUAGACCCUAAGCAAUUUCCAAGCUGUUCGCAGACAUGGGAACUGAGCAAACAACGGAUGAAGAAAAUGUCCACCUUGGUUGUGUCUGCCCAGGUUCGGCUGCU